Molecule: messenger RNA, 1604 nt
Organism: Amborella trichopoda
Lineage: Eukaryota; Viridiplantae; Streptophyta; Magnoliopsida; Amborellales; Amborellaceae
Gene: MSI1
Product: Transducin/WD40 repeat-like superfamily protein
Molecular function (GO): protein binding
Source: RefSeq, a predicted model, not a curated record
CGCGGGUAGAGAUAGAGAGAGAAAAUGGCGAGUCUUUCCCUCUCUCCCCAUUUAAAAGAAGCUUCAAAACUCAUUCCCCUUCAUUUCAUUCCGCCCUCUCUCUUUACCACCGUCGCCAUGGCCAGAGACGAGGACGAAUUCAGAGGAGAGAUAGAGGAGCGUCUCAUAAACGAGGAGUACAAGAUCUGGAAGAAGAACACCCCUUUCCUCUACGACCUGGUCAUAACCCAUGCCCUAGAAUGGCCAUCUCUCACUGUUCAGUGGCUCCCUGAUAGGACUGAGCCUCCUGGAAAGGACCACUCUGUUCAGAAAAUGAUCCUUGGAACCCACACCUCUGAUAACGAGCCCAAUUAUUUGAUGCUCGCUCAAGUUCAGCUUCCCCUCGAAGAUGCAGAGAGUGACGCUCGUCAAUAUGAUGAUGAGAGGGGUGAAAUUGGUGGGUUUGGGUGCGCUAAUGGCAAGGUGCAAAUAAUUCAGCAGAUCAAUCAUGAUGGGGAGGUCAAUCGAGCUCGUUACAUGCCUCAAAACCCUUUUAUUAUUGCAACAAAGACUGUUUCUGCUGAAGUUUAUGUUUUCGAUUAUAGCAAGCACCCCUCUAAACCUCCUCAGGAAGGUGGAUGUCAUCCUGAUCUACGGUUGAGAGGCCACAAUACAGAAGGCUAUGGCUUAUCUUGGAGCAUUUUUAAGCAAGGGCAUCUUUUGAGCGGAUCUGAUGAUGCUCAGAUUUGCUUAUGGGACAUCAAUGCUACCCCGAAAAAUAAAGUGCUUGAAGCACAACAGAUUUUUAAGGUCCAUGAGGGUGUUGUUGAAGAUGUUGCGUGGCAUUUAAGGCAUGAAUACUUGUUUGGUUCAGUUGGGGAUGAUCGCCAACUGCUUAUAUGGGAUCUACGCACACCAUCUGCUAACAAACCUAUUCACUCUGUCAUUGCUCACCAAGGUGAGGUUAAUUGCCUGGCAUUUAAUCCUUUCAAUGAGUGGGUUUUAGCUACUGGAUCUGCGGAUAGAACUGUCAAGCUUUUUGACCUUCGCAAGAUCAGUACUGCUCUUCAUACGUUUUCUUGCCACAAGGAGGAGGUUUUCCAAAUUGGUUGGAAUCCCAAGAAUGAAACAAUAUUGGCAUCUUGCUGUGCUGAUAGGCGAAUGAUGGUGUGGGACCUCAGCAGAAUUGAUGAAGAACAGACGCCUGAGGAUGCGGAAGAUGGGCCCCCUGAACUGCUGUUCAUCCAUGGUGGUCAUACGAGUAAAAUCUCUGAUUUCUCGUGGAACCCUUGUGAAGAUUGGGUGAUAGCGAGUGUGGCUGAAGACAACAUCCUCCAAAUUUGGCAAAUGGCUGAGAACAUAUAUCACGACGACGAUGAAUUACCUGCGGAUGAAUCAGCCAAAGCUUCAUAAUGAACUCAUGUUUUGGCAAGUUUUGUAAUUAGCCAAAGCCAAAGCUUUGUAGUCUACUCGUGUUUUUAACAUCCGACUUUGAAAAUUUUAGUUUGGUCUCUUUCUCCCUCACCUUUCAAAUGAAAAAAGAAGAAGUCCUCUCUCUGUAGGUGCACGCUGCUGUGUGGUGUUAAUGGGAAAGUUUAUGGGGACUUGGAAUUUGGCGAGCUAGA